AUGAGCAAAACUACCACAGCAAACGUCAAUCAAGCUUCAGGCAAAGCUUCGGCUUCGACGUCCACGUCCGCUUCUUCCGCCUGGUCUCGUGGACCUCCAACCGCUUCUGCUACCUCGACACCUGUACCCUCCAACCCAGCUUCAGGAAGUAACACUCCUGCUCAAUCAAAUUCCUCUUUACCCAAUGGAGUAAGUAACCAAUCGUCAGCAUCAAAUGGUCCCAACCCAGUGCCUAUCGCAGGUAGUGGACAUAGUAGGAAAAGUAGCAUGUUAGUGGGAGGUGGUAUGGAUAUCAAACGAGGUAACAUCGCUUUUGGUACUGUCGAUCACCCCAACCCCAUGCUGUCCUCAUCUCCGGCUGCUCCUUCAACGACUGGUGCUCACCUCUCUGAUGCUGUCAAAUCAUUCGGUUCGAUAGACGCCGACGCCUCCAAUGACUCUGCUGCAGUCAAGACCAAAAGGAUGAGUUCGCUAGGUGCUCAAUCUUCGACCAGUCCACCACCCACCACUGGCGUUGUCCCACCCAAAAAGAACCUCGAUCUGCACUCCCUCUUCGCCGGUAAACCCCAUCAACAAGCACCCGCUCCCUCUACCUCGUCUCCCCAGCAGCAACCUGCUGUACCCCCUACACAUGACAGGAGGCAAUCGAUGAGUCAAUCAGGUUUCCAACCUGGACCAAAUGGUCUUUCAAACUCACCUUACACCGGUACUCCCCACCUCCGUCCACCCGUUAGCGGUCUCCCCAACCAACAACGAUCACCUGUUCUCAACCAAGCUAUCCCACCCAACCAGUUCAACCCAUCUGCACCUACCCAUGUCCAACAAGGUUUCCGACCUCCUCAACAAGGUGGUAUGCCUCCCCAGCAAGCCCAAGUCAGACCUAAUGGUGUUGGUCCUCAGGGUAUGCCCAGACCGGGUAUGAUGAUGGGUCCAGGUGGAAUGGGAGCUUACGGUAUGCAUCCUGGUCCUCAAGGUCCAGGUUACCCAAUGAUGCAAUACCCUCAACAGAAUUACUACCAGGGAUACAACCCAUACGAGCAGCAGCAGUACAACCAACAGUGGGCUCCUCAGCAACAUCCUCAGAAUCAGCAGUACAACAGUGUUGGCUACAACCCAGCUCAACAACAAGCUGGACCAAUGUCUCCUCGAGCUGCCCAGGGACAACUUCCACCAUCUCAAUCACCCAUGCCACCUUCCGCUGGCCUCCCCAGUAGUGGUGGUGCCAGUCCCGUUCCCACACCCCCUACUCGACCUCCAUCCCUUAUGAGUGGUCAUCAACCUACUCCCUCAAACGCUUCUGCCGCUUCCAUCCCUGUGACACCUCAACGACCUAUGCCUCCUACCUUUACACCUCAACAGGCUCAAAGCCCCUCGACUCCAGGUUUCGCUCCUCAUCUAUCUGGAUCCGCACCUACAUUCACUCCCAGAAGGACAACCGCCGCCAUCAAGAUUUCUCGUCCGGAUGGAUCCGCCUUAGAUCUCAAGGCUGAAGCUGCCGUCAAAGCUAAGACCUCACCGGCUCCAUCGAGUGGUGCGGGUACACCGGAACUAGGAAGUGAGCCACAGCAGGAAGCUCCUAAGAAGAAACUUGCUUUACCAGUUGUUGUCAGAAUCGAGUCUGAGGAGCAGAAGAAGCUACGAUUAGCCGAGGAAGCUGCUAAAGAGAAGAUCAGGUUGACGGAAGAGAAGGAGGAGAAGGAGAGGCAGGAACGAAGAGAGAAGAAAGCCAAGGAGGAAGAGGAACGAAAAGCUAAGGAGGCAGCUGAGAAGGCCGAAAAGGAGAAAGCGGAAGCUGAAAACAAAGAAAAGGCUGCUGCCGAAGCUGAGAAGAAGAAACUCGAAGAAGCAUUCGCCGCUGAACAAGCCGCCGCUGAAAAGGCCGCGGCUGAGAAGGAGGCCAACGCUAAGGCUCUCAGAGAACACUCUGAGAAGGCCGAACAAGAGAAGGCUGCGGCACAUGCUGCCGCUCAAGAAGCCAGAGAGAAAGCAGACGAACAACGACGAGCUCUCAUGACCCCCGCCGCCUCAACUCCAUCCUCUCCUCUCGCUUCUCCCGCUUUGGGUGCUGGUCUCCCUGCCAAACCUGUCGCUGCUAUCAACGGUGCCAGACGGCCCCCACCUUCCGCUCUCGAUCUCAAACCUUCCUCACCAUCUCUUGCCGAUGAAUCCCCUAGUGCCUCUCAAUCAGCUCUCAACACCGCUAAACCCAUUGAAGAUCUCUCAUCUAUCGUCUAUCCCGGCUCAAUGAAAUCUCCUCAACCACAGCUCAACGUCGGUGCUGAGCCUGGUAAAUUCAGAUACGACCGAGACUUCCUGAUGCAAUUCAUGGGCGUGUGUCGAGAGAAGCCUGAAAGCUUACCUCCUCUCGAAGAAAUCGGUCUUGAAGCCGAUGCUUCAAGUGGAUUUGGUAGUCGAGGAUCAAGAGGUGGACGAAAUUCUAUGGGCCCUUCCAGUCGAAGUGUCAGUGGUGCGCCAACUGGUCUUGGUAUCGGUGGUCUCAACAGACCUGCUUUCCCAGGUCAAGGUAUGGGAUCUUUCGGUAUGGGUCAAUUCGGUUCUGGAUCGGGAUCUCUCCGAGGUACCACCAGCGAACAACGAUAUCAAGCGACUCUCAGAGCUGGUUCAAUGGGUCGAUCACCAUCUCAAGGUGGGCCUGGAAUGCCAGGAAUGGCUGGUCUCCCUUCUAUGGGUCCAUCCACUUCCCGAUCUGGUGCUAGUCGAGGUAGUCAACGUGGUACCAAGCGAGCUCCUCAGGAACCCCGAGCAAGCUUGUCUCAAGAGCCUGCUCCUCCACCAUUACAGGUCUCAGGUAACGCUUGGACCAGAACCAGACUCGGAGGUGAUGACGAGGGAUCACCAGCGUUCAUUGAACGAAAGGUCAAAUCAUUGCUCAACAAGCUUACCGAAGAGAAGUUCGAUGGUAUCUCCAAACAGAUUCUUGAAUGGGCCAACAAGUCUCAGAAUGAAACUAACGGUAUGACAUUGAAACUCGUCAUCAAGCUCAUCUUCGAGAAAGCUACCGAUGAAGCUCACUGGUCCGCCAUGUAUGCCAAACUUUGUCGAUUGUUGAUGGUGGAACUUGAUCCCAACGUCACUGAGGUGCUUGAAGGUAAACCUACUUCCGGUGGUGUACUGUUCAGGAAAUACUUGCUUGGUCGAUGUCAGAUGGAUUUCGAGAAUGGAUGGAAGGCCAGAGAAGAUACUGCUGUAGCUGCUGCUGCCAAAUCUGAGGAAGACAAAGAGAGGUUAGCUAAACAGAAGAAAGACCAAGAAGCACAGGAGAAAGAAGGUGGUGCUGAGGGUGAAACCGAGGCUGUCAUGAUGUCUGAUGAGUACUACGCUGCUCAGAAAGCCAAGAGAAGAGGAUUAGGUUUGGUCCAGUUGAUCGGUGAAUUAUACAAAUUGGAAAUGGUCUCCAAAGGUGUCAUCAGACAAUGUCUCAUCCGAUUACUCGGUAACGUCACCGAUCCGGAUGAAGAGGAUAUCGAAUCGACCUGUAAACUUCUCUCAACCAUUGGUGAAGCUUAUGACGAAGCUGCUCCUGAUAACAUGAACACUGUGUUUGAGAGAUUGAACCAGGUUGUUAACAGUGAAUCGAUCUCUUCGCGAAUCAAGUUUAUGGUUAUGGAUAUUAUGGAUUUGAGAAAGGCCAAAUGGAAGUCGAGAAACAAGCAAGCGGGAGUCAUGACCAUCGCCGAGAUCCACCAACAAGCUGCCGAAGAGAAGGCUGCUGCUGCUGCUCAAGUAUCUCAGGGAUCGAUCUCUCGAGGUGGAUCAAGAGCGGGUCGAUCACGGGAUGGACCUCAGCCAGGAGAAUGGCAAUCUGUCUCGGCCAACCCACGAGCAGGACUCGGUCGACCAGCGGACUUCUCCAACAUCGGUCGAAAUAUCUCUUCCACCGGUAUGCCCUCUGCACCUACUUUCGGACCUUCGAGUGUAUUCGCUCGAAAGGGCAAAGCCGGUGCUACUGGUACUGUCACUCCUCCACUCUCCCGACAACCUUCCUCCGCCAACAUGUUCUCCGCUCUUAACGACGCUACUGAACCUUCUCCUGCGGAGGGUAGAAGAGGUAGUGCUGAUGCCGGUGACAAUGCUCCUCAGAGGAAGAAACUUCAAUUAGCUCCUCGGACGAAACCUCUACCUGGUGAAGGUGAGGGCGAGGGUGAAGGUGACGAGGAAGAAGAGGAGGAAGAGGAAGAAGAGACUCCUGCUGAACCUGCCGCUCCUAAGGAAUUGACCGAGGCUGGUGCCAAGACCAAGAUCGCGUCUGACAUGAAGGAAUUAUGGGGUGAGAAGGAUCAAGGAGGUUCGAGGGAUCCAGAGGAUAUCGCCGAAUACUUCAGGACGUUACCUGAGAUCCGAAGACAUCUCCUGGCUGAGAGGUUGUUGGAAGAUGUCUUCAGAAUUGCAAAGGAGAAGGACGCCAAGGUUGUGGCUAAGGGAUGGAAAGCUGCUUUGGAAGCUAAUGUCGUUACGACUGAUGUGUUGAGGACUGCUAUCGAGGCUAGAAUGCCAUCGUUGGAUGAUGAUUCGUUAGAUUUCCCUUCGGCUUACAAGGCGAUUGGAUUCCUAAUACGGCCUUUGUCAUUGUCAUCUGAAGAGAUCAGCGCUUUGGGAGAUAAGAUUGACGUCUAUGGAGAACCGAAGAUAACGCCUAAACAGAAAUUCGAAAAGGCUCUCGCUCAAGUAGCAGAGGAGGAGGCAUCGGAUUAA
Molecule: messenger RNA, 4713 nt
Organism: Kwoniella botswanensis
Lineage: Eukaryota; Fungi; Basidiomycota; Tremellomycetes; Tremellales; Cryptococcaceae
Exons: 6
Coding region: 1-4713 (1570 amino acids)
Cellular component (GO): eukaryotic translation initiation factor 4F complex
Molecular function (GO): protein binding; translation initiation factor activity; mRNA binding
Source: RefSeq, a predicted model, not a curated record